Pelodiscus sinensis (Chinese soft-shelled turtle) is the source of this 4044-nucleotide messenger RNA. RefSeq names its product oxoglutarate dehydrogenase L (gene OGDHL). Gene Ontology annotation, biological process: tricarboxylic acid cycle. The record is from RefSeq and is a predicted model, not a curated record. NCBI's taxonomy places the organism in Eukaryota, Metazoa, Chordata, Testudines, Trionychidae. Gene Ontology annotation, molecular function: oxoglutarate dehydrogenase (succinyl-transferring) activity; thiamine pyrophosphate binding. Gene Ontology annotation, cellular component: mitochondrion; oxoglutarate dehydrogenase complex.
CUUGUUCCCUAGCGGCCGGGGCUGCUGGGGGCUGCCAGCCCCGCGCCACUUCCCGGAGCCGCCCCGGCCCGCCCCAGACUUGGAUCAUCUACCUAAUGAACAAACAUGAGUCAUUUGAGAUUUCUCUUAGCUACCAUGAAACCGCUUGGUAUACAGUUUCUGAUAAAGCAAGAUGUAGCCAGAAAGGUAUUUCUGCAGAGUCAACGAUGUGUUUCGUCAGGAUCCACAGAACCAUUCUUGAGUGGAAGUAAUUCAAAUUAUGUAGAGGAAAUGUACUACACAUGGCUUGAAAACCCUAAAAGUGUGCAUAAGUCUUGGGACUUGUUUUUCCGAAAUGCUAAUGCUGGGGCUCCUCCUGGUCAAGCAUACCAGACACCCUUACCAGACCUUUCAAAAAGCAGAGCGUUGUUGUUUCAGAGCCAUGGAUUGGCAAAGACACCGGGUCAAGCUGAAAAAUUGCUUGAGGACCAUCUUGCUGUGCAGUCUUUGAUCAGAGCAUAUCAAAUCCGUGGACAUCAUGUGGCGCAGUUGGAUCCCCUAGGAAUCUUGGAUGCAGAUUUGGAUUCAUUUGUUCCAUCUGAUUUAAUCACUACUAUUGAUAAACUGGGGUUUUAUGGCUUGCACGAAUCUGACUUGGACAAGGUUUUUCGAUUGCCUACAACCACCUUCAUAGGAGGAGAUGAGACUGCUCUUUCUUUACGAGAGAUCAUCAAGCGGCUGGAGAAUACAUACUGUCAGCACAUUGGACUGGAAUUCAUGUUCAUCAAUGAUGUGGAGCAAUGCCAGUGGAUCCGGCACCAGUUUGAAACUCCAGGCGUCAUGAAAUUUACAAAUGAGGAAAAACGGACAUUGUUGGCUAGGCUGGUACGCUCCAUGAGGUUUGAAGACUUCCUUGCCCGCAAGUGGUCUUCAGAGAAGCGCUUUGGUUUGGAAGGAUGUGAAGUUAUGAUUCCUGCUCUUAAGACCAUCAUUGACAAAUCCAGUGAAAUGGGAGUUGAAUAUGUAAUAAUGGGGAUGCCUCACAGAGGUAGGUUGAAUGUACUGGCCAAUGUCAUCCGAAAGGAAUUGGAGCAGAUCUUCUGUCAGUUUGAUCCAAAACUUGAAGCAGCGGAUGAGGGCUCUGGGGACGUUAAAUAUCAUUUGGGAAUGUAUCACGAGAGGAUCAACCGAGCAACAAAUAAGAAUAUCACUCUGUCGCUUGUGGCUAACCCAUCUCAUUUGGAAGCAGUUGACCCUGUUGUUCAGGGGAAGACCAAAGCUGAACAGUUUUACAGAGGGGAUACAGCGGGGAAAAAGGUCAUGUCCGUACUACUACAUGGAGAUGCUGCCUUUGCUGGACAGGGAGUGGUUUAUGAAACCUUUCAUCUCAGUGACCUCCCGUCAUAUACCACAAAUGGCACUAUUCAUGUUGUGGUCAAUAACCAGAUUGGCUUCACCACUGAUCCCCGCAUGGCUCGCUCAUCUCCAUAUCCUACAGAUGUUGCCCGGGUGGUCAAUGCACCCAUAUUCCAUGUGAAUGCUGAUGACCCUGAAGCAGUGAUGCACGUGUGCAAUGUAGCUGCAGAAUGGAGAAACACAUUCAAUAAAGACGUGGUUGUGGAUUUAGUUUGUUACCGAAGGAGAGGCCACAAUGAAAUGGAUGAGCCCAUGUUCACCCAGCCCCUGAUGUAUAAGCAGAUUCACAAGCAGGUACCAGUGCUGAAGAAGUAUGCUGACAAGCUGAUUGCAGAUGGGACUGUAACACUGCAGGAGUUUGAGGAAGAAAUUGCAAAGUAUGACAAAAUCUGCGAAGAAGCUUAUACUAGAUCAAAGGAUAAGAAAAUUCUACACAUUAAGCACUGGCUCGAUUCACCUUGGCCUGGAUUUUUUAAUUUAGAUGGAGAACCAAAGAGCAUGACUUGUCCUCCAACGGGCAUCCCAGAAGAUAUGCUGAACCACAUUGGCAAAGGAGCAAGCUCUGUGCCCCUCGAGGGUUUCAAAAUACAUGGAGGACUUUCUCGCAUCUUGAAAAGCCGAUUGGAAAUGACCAAGAACAGAGUUGUUGAUUGGGCCUUGGGAGAAUACAUGGCUUUUGGAUCUUUGCUGAAAGAAGGGAUCCAUGUCCGACUGAGUGGGCAGGAUGUGGAAAGGGGAACUUUCAGCCAUCGCCACCAUGUGCUACAUGAUCAAGAAGUUGACAAGAGGACAUGUGUUCCCAUGAAUCACCUCUGGGAGCAGCAAGCCCCCUACACUGUGUGCAAUAGCUCUCUUUCGGAGUAUGGCGUUUUAGGUUUUGAACUUGGCUUUGCCAUGGCAAGUCCCAAUGCUCUGGUGUGCUGGGAAGCGCAGUUUGGCGACUUCCACAACACUGCUCAGUGCAUAAUAGACCAAUUUAUCAGCUCAGGACAGGCUAAGUGGGUUCGUCACAAUGGGAUUGUGCUGCUUUUGCCACAUGGAAUGGAAGGAAUGGGCCCAGAGCAUUCUUCAGCAAGGCCGGAGAGGUUUCUGCAGAUGAGCAAUGAUGAUUCCGAUGCAUAUCCAGAAUUCAGUGCUGCAGACUUUGAAGUUUCCCAGCUCUAUGAAUGCAACUGGAUUGUGGUGAAUUGCUCAACUCCAGCCAAUUACUUUCAUGUCCUCAGAAGACAGAUCUUGCUGCCAUUCAGAAAACCUCUUAUUAUAUUUACACCCAAGUCACUGCUGAGACAUCCUGAAGCGAAAUCCAGUUUUGAUGAAAUGGUAUCUGGUACCAGUUUCAGGCGUGUGAUUGCUGAAGAUGGGGCUGCGGCAAAGACACCGAAUGAGGUUAAACGGGUGAUUUUCUGUACAGGGAAGGUAUACUAUGAUCUCAUUAAAGAGAGAAAGAGUCAAGAUUUGGAGAAACAAGUGGCUAUAACUAGGCUGGAGCAGAUCUCUCCAUUCCCCUUUGAUCUGGUAAAAGAAGAACUUGAGAAAUAUCCUGGCGCUGAACUGGUGUGGUGUCAGGAAGAGCACAAGAACAUUGGAUACUAUGAUUAUGUCAAACCUCGUUUCCGAACCAUUGUGAAUCACACUCGGCCCAUAUGGUAUGUUGGCCGAGAACCAGCUGCUGCUCCUGCCACAGGUAACAAGAAUGCUCACCUGGUAUCGCUCAGGAGAUUCCUGGACACAGCUUUCAACCUGGACGCCUUUGAAGGAAAGAAGUUCUGACUCUAAGACUUCGGCCACCCUCUCCAUGCAGCGUUAUCAUAAAACACCACUUUCAAGGGUGUCAAUAAAAGUGCAUAGAAAAUGUAGAUUUUGAUUUUUGGGUUUCUAAGGUAAAAGGCUCUGGGUAGCUCUUCCCCUCAAACGCACUGUUGGCAAAUUGGGGAAGGAAGGAAGUAAAACUGACAAAUGUGUGUAAAGAGAGAAUCCAGAUAUAGGGCUGCUCAUAAGGCAAUAACCCUACAAAAUGUUAGUGAAGGGGUGAGGAGUGAGGAAAGCAUGUUAGGCUCCUGGUGCCAUAGGACACCUAAUUCUCACUUUAAGUUUCAUUACAGCAAUUCUUUUUCUAGAUGAUAUAGUAAAUUGACUCAAUGGUUCCUAACAUUUUUGAUACUGGGGACCGGCAAACCCAUUCACAAACUUUUAGUGGACUGGCAAUUUGUAUUUGCAUAUUCAUUAUGCAAAUUAUGAAUGUGCAAAUAUGCAAAUUUUAAAGCACAGCCUCCAGAACCCCCAGUGUCAGCACUAAUCCCUACAGCCCCUCACCCCUCCACUAUCCCCCAGCACCAGUCACUAACCAGAGUCCCUGCACUCAACCCCCCACGCCAGUCUCCUGCCCUCAGAACUCCUCUGUGCCGGCUCCCCACCCCAAACACCUCAGUGCCAGGCCCUCGUCCCUUAGAACCCCCCACCACAAGCCUCCUGUUUCCAGAGCCCAAACGCACCAAGCCCUCCAGAGCCAACCCUGCCUCUAUAGCGACCCCAGCACUAGCUCUGCCCCUGGUGCCCCUAGUGCCUGCCCACCCCCUCACCUAGCCCUGUGCUUCUGCCGGCAUCGCAGUGGUGCUGGGGUAUACCAGCCAUGGCGGGAAGGGAGGAGCU